AUGGGCAUUUGCAUAUCGAGAGCAUCUCCAGAGAUUCAUGACAGAGACUAUGGCCAUGAACAUGUUUUUUAUUACCAACAAACCAUUUCUGAUCAUAGAAUUGGCUCCCUCCAUACUCAUCAAGGAUACAAAGGUUUCAACCAAGAUGCCGCUAUUCUUUAUCAGGAUUAUGGAAUGGAAAAUGGUGCUUUUGGUGGGGUUUUUGAUGGGCAUGGAAGGAAUGGUCAAAUAGUGAGCAAAUUUGUGAGAAACAUGUUGCCAUCAUUGAUUGUUAACCAAAGAAAUUCCACCAUAAUCAAGGGCAAAACGGUAAUUGAGCAUGAUGAUGAGUUUGACUUCAAGGAUUUCCAUAUUUGGAAAGAUGCCUGUUUUAGUGCCUUCAAAGUCAUGGACAAGGAGAUCAAGCUUAUGGAACAUAUAGAUUUCUCUUAUAGUGGUAUAACUGUUGUUAUUGUCAUCAAACAGGGGUUCGAUCAGUGGGUUUUGAAUGUUGAUGAACAUCAGCUAUGUAAUUCAAAUGCCUUGGGUAACAAGGAUGGGGUUGCUUCAUGCAAGUUCAGCCAUUAA
Molecule: messenger RNA, 567 nt
Organism: Cynara cardunculus var. scolymus (artichoke)
Lineage: Eukaryota; Viridiplantae; Streptophyta; Magnoliopsida; Asterales; Asteraceae
Product: probable protein phosphatase 2C 12
Exons: 3
Coding region: 1-567 (188 amino acids)
Source: RefSeq, a predicted model, not a curated record